Messenger RNA from Acanthoscelides obtectus, 1014 nucleotides. NCBI's taxonomy places the organism in Eukaryota, Metazoa, Arthropoda, Insecta, Coleoptera, Chrysomelidae. The record is from the annotation of a GenBank genome assembly.
AUGGCUAAAUCAUGGAAAUCGAAACUAUCAGAUGAUGACUUGAGGAAGAUAAUAGAGAGUGAUAAUUUUUGGGAUGACAGCGAUAUAGGCGAAAAUGAUGAAAUCGAUGCCAGCGCAAGCGAUGAAUUAGAUACACUUCAACAAAUAGUAGAUACAGGCGACCAAAGUGACUCUGAUGAAAAAGAUGUAGAGAUACUCAGUCAACAUGAUUCUGACAGCGAGCUAGAAUGGAACCCAAGUGACGAUGAGGAAAAAGUUGAAUCAUCAAAGGUAACAAAAUCCAGCAUGUAUUAUUACGGGAAGGAUAAAACCAAGUGGUCCAUGGAAGCACCAGGACGUACAAGAACUUUGUCCCAUAACAUCGUAGCUGUGCUACCUGGCCUAAAAGGUCAAAUUCAAAACAGCCCACCGCAAACACCGUUAGAGACAUGGGAACUUCUUUUCACAAAUGAUAUUUUGGAAAUGAUUGUGCAACAUUCAAAUAAUAAAAUUGAUAGCAUGAGACGUAAAUACAAAAAGUUCAAAUAUACAAAUGUACCGCGCAAAAUCCGAAUGAAUGCUGCUGACAUAUUGAGGUUGGCAUUGGAAGAACCUACUGAACCUAAUGAAAUACCAAGCAGUUGGGGCAGAGAAGCUUAUGUGACUUCCCUGGUUAAUAGCUCAUCUAUGCCCUCCGAUGCAGAACUCUCAAACCAUUUAGACUUAAAAGAAUCGACAGACCCUCCUGGAGAAUCUACCAAUGAAACAACAACUAGUAGUCCCGAGCCGUCCACAUGCUUUGAUCCAAAUGUUGUCCAGAUCAUCUAUAAAUUAUCGCGAUUGCCAGAUACUGUGAUCAAAAGAUAUGAUUUCACCAAGAACAGAAGCCAAAUGGCAGCAAUGGUACGAAGAAGUUGAAUCAGAUGUAGGGUCUGAGUUAUAUAAAUGACGCUGCCUCUGAACACAGUUUGCAUGAUACUAAUACGGAGCAAUCCUCGGACUCUGAUGACGAGGAUAUUUGUUUACCUUUAUCUC